AUGUCGCUCGUGCAGCUACAGCGACUGCUACCGCUGCCGGAAGAGGAAUUGAAGCAGGUCCUUGACUAUGGCGCGACAUUAUCCAAGUCCGAGGCCGCUGAGCAUUUCGGUAACCUGUUGGGUGACUCCCCGCAAGCCAUAGAAUUCAUCUCGUCGUUCAACUCGCGACGCAAAGACACCAAACCCGUGCCAACCCCAAAUUACACCCCAGAAGCAAGCUCUGCGAACAACAGCGAUGCGCCAAACGAUGGUGUCCCCAGGCCGAGGCGAGGGCAGAAGAAGAAGAAGCUGGCCUUGCACACCCCUCCUCCCCGACAAGUCGAGGCCUUCCCCACGCCUGGUCUCAGCUACAGCAAGAAGAGUCAGCAAGAAGACUACAUUGGCAAGCGACCGAGUCCCGCGCCCACUGCGGCAGCCAGCUCCUCGGCAUCCAAGCCUCCCGCGAAGGGGGCGACACCCGCUCCUGCUCCUGCUCCUGCCCCUCCGGCGCAGAGAACAGCCGCCGGCUACCUUAUAUCAGAGGGCCCGCAGAAGGCGAAGGCCAAGUCCAACCCUGUGAGCCGCUCGUCGACACCCAAACCCGGCGCGACGACCAAGGUGUCCAUCGCUGGCGGCACGCCUAUGGCUGGUGCCUCGACCGCCCUCAACGACCUCGAUGCUGCCAUCAGAACGCUUGAGAUGACGACAAACCCCACAUUACAGGACAACGUCAACGCCCGUCGGUGCAACUGUGUUGGUGCACGCCAUGGCGUCCAGGCGGCAGCUCCAAACUGUCUGUCCUGCGGCAAGGUCAUCUGCCUUAAGGAGGGGCUUGGUCCAUGUACUUUCUGUGGAGCGCCGCUCCUCAGCUCUGCAGACGUUCAGGCCAUGGUCCAAGAACUCAAGCUUGAAAGAGGUCGGGAGAAGAUGGCGGCCGAUCGGGAAAUUCACAAACGUGCCGAAGUCAGCAAGAAACCGGCGCCUUUCAGUCAGUUUAAAACAAGCAGCAGCAGCAACAGCCCUACCGAUAAUCCGCAGUCGUCCGAGGCGGAAGCUAGGGCCAAGGCACAUAGAGACAAGCUAUUGAACUUUCAGGCUCAGAAUGCGCAGCGGACAACGGUGCGCGACGAGGCGGCAGACUUUGACGUUUCCGGGGCCGUGGCCGGGACGGGGGGCAACAUGUGGUCGACGCCAGAGGAGCGGGCGAAGGAGCUAAAGCGGCAGCAGAAGAUUCUUCGCGAGAUGGAGUGGAAUGCCCGUCCCGAGUACGAAAAGCGACGUCAAAUCGUCAGUAUCGAUCUUGUGGGCGGACGGGUUGUGAAGAAGAUGGCGGCUGUCGAGCGGCCGCCGUCACCAGAGCAGGAAGAGGAUGACUACCAAAGGGACCAGGAGAACUAUACACCACAGCCUCGAGGUGGCGGGGGUGCUUUUAGCCGCAACCCCCUCCUAGGCCACAUGAUUAAGCCCGUUUACGAGCUGAAAGGAAAGGCAGCGGAGCUUCAAGGCCGGCGGGAUCGCAAGACGCAGUGGCGGCGGGUGCAAGAUGACCUUCGGGAUAACGAGGCUGUGAUAUUAGAUGGAGGCGCGCAUGGACACGCAUCGACAGCGGAUGAGCCGGCAUGCGGGUGA
Messenger RNA from Verticillium nonalfalfae, 1608 nucleotides. RefSeq lists its product as uncharacterized. Gene Ontology annotation, cellular component: nucleus. Bases 1 to 1608 code for a protein of 535 amino acids. Gene Ontology annotation, molecular function: zinc ion binding. Gene Ontology annotation, biological process: regulation of DNA-templated transcription. Lineage: Eukaryota; Fungi; Ascomycota; Sordariomycetes; Glomerellales; Plectosphaerellaceae. The transcript has a single exon. The record is from RefSeq and is a predicted model, not a curated record.